Conger conger (European conger) is the source of this 3258-nucleotide messenger RNA. RefSeq names its product nectin-4-like. Gene Ontology annotation, cellular component: adherens junction. Lineage: Eukaryota; Metazoa; Chordata; Actinopteri; Anguilliformes; Congridae. The record is from RefSeq and is a predicted model, not a curated record. Bases 429 to 2261 code for a protein of 610 amino acids. Gene Ontology annotation, biological process: heterophilic cell-cell adhesion; homophilic cell-cell adhesion. The transcript has 12 exons.
UCAGUAACAUGGCGCCUCCGUCUGAACACGACCGCGAUGGGGCGUGAAGUUCAGGAAUCCUGCGCUAGUUUUCCAAACUUUCCGUAAAUGAAAUACAGAACUCUAGGGACAGGGAGUAAUGCCGGUGAUAUACUGAACUCUACUGACUGGGUUUAAUGCGCGUGGGCUGCGAUGUGGCCGCGGAAUCCUAUAAACGCGUGAAACCCCGAAUACCUGCACGCGAUUUCUGCGCUACCGCUGAACGCUGUUUUGUGUAUUGCUUUAGACAGAAUCGCGCGUUUCCCGAAUUUUAAAUUUGGAGAAAACCCGUAAUAAGUGGCUUUCCGCUCGCUUCGCGGAGACUGCUGAACCAUCGUGUUACACAGUACAAGAGCCCAGAACAGCGUGGACCUCACUGCGCCCUACUGUACCGGACACUACCGGGCCACAUGGAGCUGAUACUGCGGUCACAUCCGGGCUGGCUGUGCUUUCUGGGGGCAUUUGGUGUGGUGCUGCGUGCGGGGUUUGUGGAGCCUCCUCCCUCGCUCACCCUGCGCUCUCUGGCCGACACCCCCACGCGGCUGCCCUGCCUCUUUCAGGUGCAGCAGGAGCAGAUCGUCCAGGUGAGCUGGAGCAAGGAAAGGCCCGACCGGACCAAGGAGACCAUCAUUACCGCCCACCAUACCGACGGCAGCACAGAGUUUGGGCGAUUUUCCGGGCGUGUGCAGUUUGAGAGUUCUGACACGAUGGUGAACUCUGCGCUGAUUAUUCUCAGCACGGAGGUGUCGGACGAGGGAACCUACAUCUGUCACGUCUCCACCUUCCCCUCUGGCAACUUUGAGAGACAGCUGUCACUCAUUGUGUGGACCACUCCCAUUUCGUCUCUGGACUCAGUGGUGAUGGUGGAGGGACAGUCCUUUGGGGUGGCGGCUACCUGCCGUGCCGUGGCCCGCCCUGCCCCCCGCCUGGCCUGGGACACAGAGCUGACUGGCCACGCCCAAAACCGCAGCUCGGAGGGCGGGGCCGUCUCCACCCACUUCUCUCUGCACCCGCUGCGCGGCAUGGAUGGGAAGCAGCUGGACUGCCUGGUGUGGCACCCCUCUCAGGCCCAGCCCCGACGCCAUCGCAACCGCCUGGCGGUACACUAUCCUCCUGACGCAGCCAUCAGAGGGUAUGAUGGAAACUGGUAUAUGGGGCUGGAGGGAGUGGCACUCAAGUGUGACAGUGGAGGGAACCCCAAACCACAGAGCAUUGUCUGGUCCAGGAAGGACAUGUCGCUCCCCCAGGGUGUGGAGGUGAGGAACGACACCCUGGUGUUUGGCCGGCCGCUGGCCCUCACAGAUGCAGGCCUGUACCAGUGUGUUGCCGAGAACAGCGUGAGUGCCAGUAAAGCUGAGCUGCAGAUACAUAUUAAAGAGAGCUCUCUGCUGGAGACCCCCUUCAGCACCCUGCUGAUGGUCAUUGUGGGCGUGGUCGCUGGGGUAUUAGUGGUUACCAUGGUGAUCUCAGUCCUGCUGAUUAACCGCUAUCACAAAAGCAGGAACAGGACGCUGGAGAUGGAGCUGUGCGAAAAGAAAGAGGAAAUAAGCACUCUUAACAGACAGGCUUCAAUCAGGAGAGUAAACUCAGUCAGCACAGACCACCGCAUGCAGAUGGAAGAGACAACUCCCCUCAGAGUUGAGGCUACUUUGAGGACCAGCCUGUCGUCUAUUGGGGACCAGGCUCGGUGCAGGGACAGUCACUCCUCUCUGUCAGGUGGGAGAGGGGGAGGCGGGGCAGACUUCCCAGGGCGUCCUGCUCUAUAUAGCAGCUCUCGCCAUGGGGAGAGAGCGAGGGAGCGAGAGACAGAGGGAGAGAAAGCAGAGAACAGAAAGAGGGUGGAGUCAUUUGUUAUGAACAGCAGUUUGGCUCUGGACCAGUCUCUCCAUGCCCCGCUCUACCCCUCAGUCCCCAUGGGGGGAGGCAGGAACCACCUUCCCCUAUACAGCCCCACCCACCCACCCCUCCCAGCUGAGGAGGAAGAGGAAGAGGAGGAGGAUGAGGAAGAGAGGGAGCAGCAGAGUGACAGGGAGGAAAAGAAAAUGGAGGGAGAUGGUUACAGUGAUAACAGCUCCCAGAGAUCAGAUGGACUGAGCAGGCCUCUGCAGCAGGGCAACGGGACUCUGUACUCCAAAUUGCCCCAAAACCAGCUCCACCUGCUCCAAAACCAGCCCUGUGCGCCCCAAAACCCGCCCCAUGUGCCCCAAAACACUGUCCUUCUCCAUACGAGCCAGAUGGUGUAGCCCCUCCCUUAUCUAUGGACGAUGGGUCUGCCUUGAUGGCGUGGCCAUGCUACUGAGCGCCUGAUCCACUCAGAUUACCCAGCAUGCUGUGGGUUCUGUCUUUGGUGUCUGACCUGUGACAUAACCAGUUACCAUGGCAGCAAGGUGGACAAACCUCUGUGUCUGUAUGUUGUUUUGGUCUUUAUUAUUGUGGAGAAGGUUUCACGUACAUAUAUGAGGGCAAAGGCUGGUGAAAGACUGGGCGUUUUAUUGAAAACAGUGUUUGUUUACAGAUGACCUGCAAAACUGUGCGCUUGACAUUUAGAGUUUUAUUUAGGGAAUAUAAUCAGAUUUAAGACUGUGGAAUCCAGACACCACAACGGCAAUAAUUCACAGUCCUGUUUUACUUUCCUGUGAAUUAUUUAAAACUCAACCACAAAAUCUCCUGCCUGCUUUACAGUCAUGCAGUUUCAAUUUGGUUCAAUUUUACUCAUUGUUCUUGGGAAUUUAGAGUGAAACAGUAUUUAUUAGAAAAGGUGUAUUUUUAAAUAGGUUUAUUGGCAUACGACUUUGUAUACCAAGCAACAGCAAACUAACAAAAACAGUAACUGAAAUUCCCAAAAGAGAAAAAACAAUUAUCAUGAUGCACCAGUGACCUGUAGUGUGGGGCCUGCCGCCCCCGGCUGGCUGUUGGGUGGAACUGCAGUGGUGCUCAGGGCUAGGAACAUGAAAGAUCCACUGUGAGUGUAUGUGUAAAUGGUUUGCAUUUAUAUAGCACCUGUAUCCAAAGCAUGAGUGUGAGCAUGUGUGUGUGUGCAUGCGAGUGUGCGUGUGUGUGUGAGUGUGUGUGUGUGUGCUUGUGAGUGUGUGUGUGUGUGUGUGUGUGUGUGUGUGUGUGUGUGUUGCAGGGAUAUCAGUGCUGCCAUGGGGAUGCAUUAAUUGUAUAAAUGGUUUUAUCAGCUUUUUUGUAUAGCAGGGCUGAUAAAGUACAAAAUAUAUGAUGCACAUCAAUAUUUUA